UGUUGCCAUGGGAGACAGCCGCAAGGAGGCGGAAGGAGCCGAGAACCUGUCGGAGCCGCCUAGGGGAGUGGGAUCCUUGGCGGCCAUGGCGGUCUCGGAGCCCGGGUACCGGAGCUGGUCCUUGUGGCCCGAGGUGCCAUCCGCCACCUUCUUCACCGCGCUGCUCUCGCUGCUGGUGUCUGGGCCUCGCCUGUUCCUGUUGCAGCCGCCUCUGGCGCCCUCGGGCCUCUCGCUGCGGUCCGAGGCCCUGCGCAACUGGCAAGUUUACAGGCUGGUGACUUACAUCUUUGUCUAUGAGAAUCCAGUCUCCCUGCUCUGCGGUGCCAUCAUCAUUUGGCGCUUUGCUGGCAAUUUUGAGAGAACCGUGGGCACCGUCCGCCACUGCUUCUUCACCGUGGUCUUCGCCAUCAUCUGCGCCAUCAUCUUCCUGUCUUUUGAAGCUGUGUCAUCGCUCUCAAAGCUGGGGGAGGUAGAGGAUGCCAGAGGUUUCACUCCAGUGGCUUUUGCCAUGCUGGGAGUCAAUUCCGUCCGCUCUCGGAUGAGGAGGGCCCUGGUGUUUGGCAUGGUUGUGCCCUCAAUGCUGGUGCCAUGGCUCCUGCUCUGUGCCUCCUGGCUCAUUCCCCAGACCUCUUUCCUCAGUAACGUCUGUGGACUUGGAAUUGGGCUAACAUAUGGCUUCACCUACUGCUACUCCAUCGACCUCCCAGAGCGAGUUGCGCUGAAGCUCGACCAGAAGUUUCCCUUCAGCCUGAUGAGGAAGAUUUCGGUGUUCAAGUACAUCUCCGGCUCUUCAGCUGAAAGAAGGGCCGCCCAAAGCCGGAAGCUGAACCCUGUGCCUGGCUCCUACCCCACACAGAGCGGCCACCCUCACCUGGCCCCGAGCCACCCUGUGGCCCAGAUGCAGCACACCAGCGGCCAGAAACUGGCCCCCUGGCCAUCCUGGGUCCCUGGGCACACGGCCAGCCUGCCUCCAUACCAGCCCACGUCCGGCCUGUGCUACGUGCAGAACCAUUUUGGCACAGUCCCCAGCUCCUCUGGUGUCUACCCGGCUUCUGCGGGUGCCUCCCUGGGGGUCCAGCCCCCCGCCCCCCUCAACUGCCCCGGCACAGUGCAUUCCGGGGCCCUGGCCAGUUCAGCGGCUACCGGCUCCAAGGAGUGCUCCAGGGUCCUGAUCCCCUGAGAGAGUUUCCAGGGAAGCGACCUCCCGUCUCGGCCUUCCGAGGAAGGUCCUCUGAGCUGAGACGUUCUUGACAAAAAGUUACUUUACUGAACACCUCUGUGUGCCAGGCUCUGUGUUGAGUAUUUUGAUCUGUGUCCCUAUUUCAGUCUCAUUCAUCCUCAUGACAACUUGGUGAAGUACAGCUUGUCGUCCCCAGUUUACAGAUGCAGAAAGCGCAGCGCUCUGUGAGGACGUGAGGUCACGUGGCCUUGUAGUGGCGCAGCUGGGGCGCUUGGCUCCAGGCCCCGGCCCCGCCCACCCACUGUCCCGCCCCCCACAGGACACCUGGGAGAAGAGGGCGUUGGUGGUCAGUGGCUCGUUUCAGCUCUCUGUUUCCUUCCUGUCCUCGUACGUCGUGCCCGUGGUUAUGCCGUGUUCGUGUGUCUGCGCGUGCCCUUUGGGGGCUCCCAGCUGGUGUGCUCGCCAGUCCCCAGGCCUGUGCAGUGUUCCUCCCUUGCGGUGACCCCCCCGCCCCACACCCAGACUUCUGCCCCGGAAGUGGUGAGACGGGCCAGCGUGAGCCGCAGCAGCAUGCUUGUGGAUCCGUAGUGUUGAUUACCUUUGUAUAAAGAAACAGCCUCCAACUUGC
Messenger RNA from Balaenoptera ricei (Rice's whale), 1808 nucleotides. It is a transcript of the gene RHBDD2, whose product is annotated as rhomboid domain containing 2. Bases 8 to 1180 code for a protein of 390 amino acids. Lineage: Eukaryota; Metazoa; Chordata; Mammalia; Artiodactyla; Balaenopteridae. The transcript has 4 exons. The record is from RefSeq and is a predicted model, not a curated record. Gene Ontology annotation, molecular function: serine-type endopeptidase activity. Gene Ontology annotation, cellular component: membrane.